UGGAGAGUGGAUUUGUACAUUCUGUCGGGAUUUGUCCAAGCCAGAAGUUGAAUAUGACUGUGAUAAACCUGCUCACAGCUCUGAAAAAAGAAAAUUGGAAGAUGCUGCGGGUUUGGCACCAAUAGACCGUAGGAAGUGUGAAAGACUGCUGCUAUACCUCUACUGUCAUGAAAUGAGUCUUGCUUUUCAAGAUCCAGUUCCUUCCACAGUUCCUGAUUACUACAAAAUAAUCAAAAAGCCUAUGGACUUGUCAACCAUCAAGAAAAGACUUGAAGUGACCAAUUCAUUCUACACAAAGCCAGAAGAUUUUGUGGCUGAUUUCAGACUGAUUUUCCGGAACUGUGCUGAAUUUAAUGAGCCUGAUUCAGAAGUGGCGGAUGCUGGCAUGAAACUUGAAGCAUACUUUGAAGAACUUCUAAGGAACCUUUAUCCUGAGAGAAAGUUCCCUGUACAACCCAACUGCCAGAGUGAAAAAGAUAAUCCAGAACAUACUGAUGACUCCGAUGAUGACUUUGUACAGCCCCGGAAAAAACGCCUCAAAGGAGAAGACCGUCAGUUGCUUAAAUGAGCCGCAUGUGUUACUAUGGAAAGUUUUUUAAAAACUAAGACUAUUUAUCACUGUUAAAUGUGACAAGGGGUAAAAACAUGACUGCUGUGACUUGUAGGUUUGUGGAUAUUUACUAGACUUUCGACCCCUUGUCUGAAACACAAAUCUAAUGGAGAUCAAGGCAUGUGGAGAGCUUUUCUUGAAGUUCCAAACUUUCAUCAUACUUCUGGAGCACCACAGAAAUUGCCAUUUGCGUGGGGUACAGCUGUUUAACUUUACUUUGAUGAAGAAAAGAAGUUUGUAUAGAAUUGAACUUGAAAACAUUACAUGGGUUCAACAUGUGGCUUUCUGAGUUGGAAGAAAAUGUGAUCUCACCAGACUUUUAAUUUUACCAAAGGCAUGUGGCUGGCCAUAAUUUGAUUUCUUAGUACUGUAUUUAACACAAGCCAUGAAAACAGAUGGUGUAAUAUUAUUGUCCUGCAAUACUGACUGGUACAAUGAAAGUGUAGUUGCCCCCAAAGAAAUUAUUGGUAAUUUUAAAAUGUAAAGGAGAGUGUAUUAAAAAUAACUUUAAAAAAAA
Molecule: messenger RNA, 1127 nt
Organism: Pterocles gutturalis (yellow-throated sandgrouse)
Lineage: Eukaryota; Metazoa; Chordata; Aves; Pterocliformes; Pteroclidae
Product: transcription intermediary factor 1-alpha-like
Exons: 4
Molecular function (GO): protein binding
Source: RefSeq, a predicted model, not a curated record